ACGCUGCAUGCCCACCAUGGACCUCAACAUUCAGUGUGAGCAGCUGAGCGACUCCCGGUGGGCUGAGCUCCUGCCCCGCAUCCAGCAGUGCCAGUGGGUCAGGCUGGAUGAUUGCGGCCUCUCUGAGGUGCGGUGCAAGGACCUCAGCUCUGCGCUUCAGGCCAACCCUGCCCUGACGGAGCUGAACCUGCGCAACAAUGAGCUGGGCAACGCGGGCGUGCAGCUGGUGCUGCAGGGCCUGCAGAGCCCCACCUGCAGGAUUCAGAAGCUGAGCCUGCAGAACUGCGGCCUGACGGCGGCCGGCUGUGCAGUCCUGCCCGGCGUGCUGUGCGCCCUGUCCACCCUGCGUGAACUCUGUCUCAGCGACAACCCCUUUGGAGACACGGGCCUGCAGCUGCUCUGCGAGGGGCUCCUGGAUGCUCGGUGCCACCUGGAGAGACUGCAAUGUGGCCAGCGGUCCAGUGUGGGAGACACUGGGAGUGACCACAGUGAGUGCCAUGACCUUGUCCUGACCUCUGUCCCGCCCCCUUCCAGGCUAGGGGACUGCGACGUGACCAAUAACGGUUGUAGCAGCCUGGCGUCAGCCCUGCUGGCCAACCACAGCCUGCGGGUGCUGGAGCUCAGCAACAACUGCAUGGGGGACCCUGGCGUUCAGCGGCUGGUGGACAGCCUCAGGCAGCCAGGCUGCGCCCUGGCCCUGGAGAAGCUAGUCCUCUAUGACAUCUACUGGACCCAGGCGAUGGAGGACCAGCUUCAGGCCCUGGAGGAAGCCAGGCCGUCUCUGAGGGUUAUCUCUUGAUGGACACGGACCUGGCCUCUGGACCUGUACUUGGAGACACAGCCUAGUCUGCCCUGGGGCAGCAGCUUAGAGUUUGGCUUCUGCCCAAAGAGAAACAAUGUAAUCAUUUCUGCAAGAAAAAUCUAGACACUUUGUAAUGAUUAAACAGCUUUGUUGGGAGGAA
Molecule: messenger RNA, 962 nt
Organism: Dipodomys ordii (Ord's kangaroo rat)
Lineage: Eukaryota; Metazoa; Chordata; Mammalia; Rodentia; Heteromyidae
Gene: Rnh1
Product: ribonuclease/angiogenin inhibitor 1
Exons: 6
Coding region: 8-799 (263 amino acids)
Cellular component (GO): cytoplasm
Molecular function (GO): protein binding
Source: RefSeq, a predicted model, not a curated record